Molecule: messenger RNA, 1608 nt
Organism: Adineta steineri
Lineage: Eukaryota; Metazoa; Rotifera; Eurotatoria; Adinetida; Adinetidae
Source: the annotation of a GenBank genome assembly
AUGGCUUCAUCAACACCAACUACAGGUUUCGAACAUUUUGGUCUCAAACUCUACUCAACUGUUAGCGAAGGUCAAAAAGAUCAAAAUAUAUUUCUUUCACCGGCAAGUAUUGCUCUUGCAAUGUCAAUGUGUACAGUAGGUGCACGACAAGAAACAUUAAAUCAAAUGUUAAAAGCAUUAGAAGCAUCAACAACCGCUCAAUUGACAAGUACAGCUGAACAAGUUAUGCGUGUUUUUUCUAUUGCUGAUCAAGAUAAACAAGUUCAACUUAAAUUAGCUAAUCGUCUAUAUGCUCAAAAAGCGUAUAAACUUCAAGAAGAUUAUUUAAAACAAGUUCAAAGUUCUUUUGCAGCUGAUAUUAAACUUGAAGAUUUUGAAAAUGAAAGUGCUAAAGUUGUUCAAACAAUUAAUGCAUGGGUUGAAGAACAAACAAAUAAAUUAAUUAAAAAUUUACUUUCACCCAAUGAUGUUUCAAGUGAUACAAGAUUAAUUAUUAUUAAUUGUAUUUAUUUUAAGGGUACGUGGGUAAAACAAUUUGAUGAAAAUGCAACAAAUGAACAAGCUGAUUUUCAUGAAGCUAAUGGAAAAACUUCGAAAGUUAAAUUAAUGUAUAAGAAAGAUAAAUAUGCUUAUGCUGAAAAUAAGGAUUUAGGAGUACAAAUUGCUCAUUUACCUUAUAAAAGUGAUAAUAAAGAUGUUCAAUUUGUUUUUACUGUUAUUUUACCAAAACAAGGUGUUUCAUUAUCUGAUGUCGAAAAAAAAUUAACAUCAAAACCUGAUUUAAUGCAAGAGGUUUUAAAUCAUCAAGGUACAACAACACAAGAACUUCUUUUAUAUUUACCAAAAUUUAAAAUGGAAGCAACAUUUACUUUAAAUGAUGUUCUUAAACAACUUGGAAUACAAGAUGCAUUCGAUGGAAAUGCUGCCGAUUUUACUGGUAUUGUUAGUAAACAAGAUGAUAUGGCUGGUCUUUACAUUAGCAAAGUUAUUCAUAAAGCAUUCAUUGAUGUGAACGAAAAAGGUUCGGAAGCUGCUGCAGCUACGGCUGUAAUUAUGCUGAGAACAUGUUGUGUUAGACGCCAAGAUCCUGAUCCCAUCGAAUUUAAAGCUGACCAUCCAUUUUUAUUUAUGAUUCGAGAAUGUCGUUCAGAAGCUGCAGCCGCUACUGCUGUUAUGAUGACACUGUCAUGCGCGAUCGUCCGAAAUCGUGAUCCCAUUGAAUUCAAAGCUAAUCAUCCAUUUCUAUUUAUGAUUCGAGAAUGUCGUCAAAAUAUUACUCUAUUUUCUGGAAAAUAUCUGUCACCACCAAGUUCGGAAGCUGCUGCCGCUACAGCUGUAAUUAUGGAGCGAGAGUGCUGCAUGAUGCGCCAAGAUCCUGAUCCGAUCAUAUUCAAAGCUGAUCAUCCAUUUUUAUUUAUGAUUCGAGAAUGUCGUUCGGAAGCUGCUGCAGCUACUGCUGUAAUUAUGCUGAGAGCGUCUCGUGCAGUUCACCGAAAUCCUGAUCCUAUCGAAUUUAAAGUUGAUCAUCCAUUUUUAUUUAUGAUUCGAGAAUGUCAUCAGAAUAUAACUCUAUUUACUGGAAAAUAUCUGUCACCACCAACAUCAUAA